Penicillium cataractarum is the source of this 183-nucleotide messenger RNA. RefSeq names its product phosphotransferase family protein. The transcript is spliced from 2 exons. Lineage: Eukaryota; Fungi; Ascomycota; Eurotiomycetes; Eurotiales; Aspergillaceae. The record is from RefSeq and is a predicted model, not a curated record. The coding region runs from base 1 to 183 and encodes 60 amino acids.
AUGCAAGUCGCCCGAAAAGCAGGCUUCCCAGUCUGGCGGUUCUUGCGAGGAAAAUCGGGGGAUAUCCCGCACCGGGUUCUUUUCUCGGAUGGUGAUCUCCACCCUCAUAAUAUUGUGGUAUGUCGGGGCCGGAUUAAGGGGUUCCUGGAUUGGGAGGCUGCGGGUUGGUAUCCGGAGUAUUGA